AAACAAGGUUUGUUAUUCGAUCAUAUUAGUCUUGCGAGCUGUUUCAGGUCUCGCACAUUCACAUGCAAAAGACGCUUGCGGGAUCGACGUCAUCGUCAGGAACCGCCGGAGAAAACUCCGUUUCCAACACAAUAAUUCGUUUUUUGUAACUUGCGUUCUCUGCCAUCGAUUGAAACUUUCAUAGUUUCGUCAAUUUCUAUCUCCUUUCUCUCACUGAUCACAAUAUCGCACAAAUGGAGAACCCACUUCUCCACCCUUUCGUUUUUCUUUACCAGCUUAUGCAAUGGUUUCUAGACAAGCUUCUAUCCCCUGAACCUCCCAACCCCGGAGCUAAGCUUGGAAGACCUAAGAUUGCUAUUAUCGGUGCUGGAUUAACUGGUGUUUCUGCUGCCAGUCAUUGUGUUGGUCAUGGAUUCGAUGUGCAGAUUUUCGAGGCCGGACCGAGGAAACAGCUUGGUGGAAUUUGGAGCAGAGUGAACAAUACCUCAGGACUUCAGAUCCAUUCUAUCAUGUAUCGUUUCCAUCCCUCCAUUCGCUGGGAUGGAGGCUACCCCAAUCGACAACAAAUCGUAUCCCAAAUCACUGAGCUAUGGAAAAGAUAUGGGCUCGAGGAAAAGACUAAGUUCGAUACGAAAGUCGAUAAAGUAUAUCAAGACGAGAAAGGACGAUGGGUCAUCAACAACCCUUCUCUCGGUCGAUUCGAUGGAAUCAUCGCUGCGGUCGGAACUUGCGGAGACUCGAAAAUGCCGCACAUACCUGGACAGGAAAAGUUCAAGGGCGAGAUAUACCAUAGCAGUGAUCUCACUGGUAAAGAAGCUAAAGGCAAGAAGAUGAUUGUCAUUGGUGGUGGUGCAUCUGCUGUUGAGGCUCUCGAAUUUGCUAGCCAUGAGGAGGCAGCUAAGACGUACAUCCUGGCUCGAAGCGAUAAAUGGAUCAUUCCCAGGAAUCCGGUCGUUGAUAUCAUUUUGAGCUUUAAUAUCUUUGGAGGCGAGACGCCGUUUUCAUUUAUCCCAGAAUUCCUCCUGAAGAAGUUCUUCUACAGAGACUUAGAAGAUUUGGCUCCGACUGACAAGGGACUGUUCACUGGAACGCCAAUGGUCAACUCGGAUGUCAUGGAUAAGAUUCGUUCGGGACAGGCAGAGUGGUUGAGAGGUGACAUCAAGGGUUUCACUGAAGAGGGUAUCAUGUUCAGCCAACGUGGAAAGGGUGUACCGGCUGGUGGACCUGGAAGAGAAAGGUUGAUCAAGGGCGACAUGGUCGUGAUGGCUACUGGAUUUGAUCGUCCAAGCUUGAGUUUCUUGCCAGAAGACAGCUUUGGAGAACCUUACAACCCACCCAACUGGUACUUACAAACAUUCCCUCCUACGCACCCGUCGAUUUGUGCAAAUAAUUGCACCUAUAUCAACGCAAUCGGCUCCGUCGGGAACUGGCACAUUGGAAUCUACACCCGCAUCCUCCUCAUGUUCCUCUCCGACCCUCUAACACGUCCCCGACCCUUCUGGAUGGAGCGCUGGAUCGACAUGACUCGCUUUGUAAAGAACUUCGCGCCAACAGGAGCAUUCGAUUUCUUCACAUAUCUUGAACUUGUCUGGUGGUUCACGUUCUGCAUUGCGAUUAAUCCGUUUAGAUGGAAGUGGGCGUUUUUUGUCUUCUUCGGUCUAGGACAUGGAUUGCCGAGGAAGGUUGUGGAUGCGGAGGAUAGGAUUCGGAAUGGACUUGGUGUGAAGAAUGGGGAGAAUUAUGAUGCUGGGAAGAGUUUUUGA
Molecule: messenger RNA, 1763 nt
Organism: Mollisia scopiformis
Lineage: Eukaryota; Fungi; Ascomycota; Leotiomycetes; Helotiales; Mollisiaceae
Product: FAD/NAD(P)-binding domain-containing protein
Exons: 3
Coding region: 234-1763 (509 amino acids)
Molecular function (GO): flavin adenine dinucleotide binding; N,N-dimethylaniline monooxygenase activity; NADP binding
Source: RefSeq, a predicted model, not a curated record